GCCGGACGCUAACAACCUGCUGUCUUUGAGUAGGAUUUGCUAAUUGAACACAGAGAAAAUGAAUUGUUUUUCCAUGGCAAAAAUACACACAUCCAUAACAAGGUGAUAUGUGGAGCACUGCAGGCCACGACUGGACCUGUACCGAAAUAUGACUGCACAUAAAAAGACGCACAAAAAUACUUGCAAAACGUUGAAACUAAAAUGUAGAUUUUCAUGGGUGGUGUCUGUUAGAAAGUGGGCUGAUCUCUGUGGUUGUCAUGGAAAUAUGAAAGGGACAUUAGUCUAUUUGGUCACCGUUGUGUCGUGCGUUUCACUCUGGACUUGUCGUUGGCACCAUGUCGGAGGGAGAAAGGCGACCGACGGAGGCCGUUCUCACUCAGCUCCAACAAGGAAAUAUUUUUGUCGACACAGGUUCCUCUGGGCCUGAUGAUAUUUUCGAGGAGGACUCGUAUUCUCCGUCCUCCCUCUCCUCCCCGUCGUCCUCGUCCUCCGUCCACACUGUGCCCUCUCUACGGGGGAAGACCCUGUGCACCUCCUGCGGCCUGGAGAUAGCGGACCGAUACCUCCUCAAGGUGAACAACUUGUGCUGGCAUGUGCGCUGCCUCUCCUGCAGUGUGUGUAAGACAUCACUGGGGCGACAUGUGAGCUGUUACAUCAAAGAUAAACAGGUUUUCUGCAAACUCGACUAUUUCAGGAGGUAUGGGACCCGCUGUGCUCGUUGUGGCCGUAACAUCCACUCUAGUGACUGGGUGCGUCAGGCACGAGGCAGCACCUUCCACCUGGCCUGUUUCUCCUGCACCUCUUGUAAGCGCCAGUUGUCUACUGGGGAGGAAUGUGGACUACUUGAGAACAGGGUCUUCUGUCGGCCACACUAUGAUAUUAUGAUGGAGAAUAUUAAACGUGCUAAGGAGAAUGAGCAACCGAAAGUUGACAGUGAGGUGGCUGACAAAGAUGACUCUAGUACCAUGCCUAGACCUGCUAAGAGGGCCAGGACCAGCUUCACUGUUGACCAGUUACAGGUAAUGCAAACUCAGUUUGCCAAAGAUAACAACCCAGAUGCCCAGACUCUCCAGAAACUGGCAGAGAGGACUGGUCUCAGCCGCAGAGUUAUUCAGGUUUGGUUUCAGAACUGUCGCGCUCGUCAAAAGAAACACAUCAGCCCAAAUCCUGCUUCCUCAGCCAUGAUGACAUCACUUGCUCCUGGUCAGCUGACACCACCUAUGAUGGAGGAUCUGCAAUACACAACCUUUAUUUCCCCAGACACACCCCUCCUCACUACACUGACUUAUAUGGAUGUCCAAACUCCAGACCCACUUUUGCUUCAGCCACUCAUAUCCCAUUCAUUGACACAACUGCCAGUCAGCCAUGCUUGAACUAUAGCCCACCUCCUGAAAACUGAGGAUGAUGAUUGCCUGCUGGGAAGAUGAAGAUCAUUACUCUUUGAUUAACACCAAAAAAAAAAAAAAAAAAAAAAAAAAAAAAAAGCAAA
Lates calcarifer (barramundi perch) is the source of this 1489-nucleotide messenger RNA. RefSeq names its product LIM/homeobox protein Lhx8. The record is from RefSeq and is a predicted model, not a curated record. NCBI's taxonomy places the organism in Eukaryota, Metazoa, Chordata, Actinopteri, Centropomidae. Gene Ontology annotation, biological process: forebrain neuron development; neuron differentiation; regulation of transcription by RNA polymerase II. The coding region runs from base 336 to 1373 and encodes 345 amino acids. Gene Ontology annotation, molecular function: DNA-binding transcription factor activity, RNA polymerase II-specific; RNA polymerase II transcription regulatory region sequence-specific DNA binding. The transcript is spliced from 8 exons. Gene Ontology annotation, cellular component: nucleus.